AUGGCUAUUAAAAAGCCAAUUAAUGUUAAACAAUUAUCAGAUAAAUUAGGAGUUCCAAUUUUACCUGAUGAUCCAGGUACAAUUUUUCAUUUACAAGAAAGAUUAGGUAAAGGAUCUUUUGGUCAAGUUUUUAAAGCGGUUCAUAUAGUUGAUGGUAAAGUUGUAGCUAUUAAAAUUAUAUCGUUAGAUGAUCAAGAAGCAAUCAAAGAUGUACGUAAAGAGAUUUCAAUUCUUGCAGAAUGUAAUGAUAGAAAUAUAGUUCAAUAUUAUGGUAGUUAUUUCAAGGAUCACCAAUUAUGGAUCGUCAUGGAGUAUUGUGGAGGUGGUUCUAUCUCUGAUUUAUUACAAGUUAUCGAUACUAUCUCUGAAGAUGAAAUCGCUUUAAUCUGCAGAGAAGCUUUAAAGGGUUUAAGCUAUUUACACGAAUUCAAAAAAAUUCAUCGUGAUAUCAAGGGUGGAAAUAUAUUAUUAAAUGAUUCUGGUGAAGUUAAAUUGGCUGAUUUUGGUGUUUCUGCACAAUUAUUUAAUACAUUUUCAAAAAGAAAUACAUUUGUUGGUACACCUUAUUGGAUGGCUCCAGAAGUUAUUCAAGAAAAUAAAUAUGAUGGAAAGGCUGAUAUAUGGUCAUUGGGUAUUACUGCAAUUGAAAUGGCAGAGGGAUUACCACCAAAUGCAAAUGUUCACCCAAUGAGAGUUAUUUUUAUGAUUCCAAGAGAAGAGUCACCCGGAUUAUCAGAAAAAGAUCUUUGGUCUCAAAAAUUUCAAGAUUUUCUCAGCAAGUGUUUAACUAAAGACCCAUCAGAACGUCCAACCGCAAAAGAAUUAUUGGAUCAUGAAUUUAUUCAAAUAAAUAAGCCAAUUUCGAUUCUUGCUGAUCUUGUAGAGAAAUGCAAAAAUCUUUUAAAUAACUCUGUUUUUGAUGAUGAAGACGAAGAAGAGUAUAGCACAUUUGUAGAAAAGAAAACUAGCGACGAUGAAAAAGAAGAAAAACACUCCAACGGUGCAUCAAAUACAACCAAUAGUAGUGGCACUGUUAAUAUCUACUCAACUGUUAUAACUAAAGAUGAUGUAGAUACUGACUCUGAAAAGUAUUCAACCGUAAUCACCAAAGAAUCAAAAGACGACGAUGAAGAUGAUCCAAGUAAAUAUUCAACCGUUGUAACAAAGGAAGAUAUAGUCGAUGAGGAAUCAUCCGAUGAUCAGUUCUCUACAGUUGUAACAAAAAACAUUUCAUCACCCACAGCAAAUAGAAGAAAAGGUAAAUCAACACCUUCACCAAAAUCUUCACCAAAAACCUCACCCAUUUCAGAAUCAAUAACCAAUGGUAUUAGUAAUAACAAUCAAAUCAAUAAUAAUAAUAAUGACGAUAAGAAUAUUGUAAAUAAAAUUCAACAACAAACACCUUCAAAAACACCUUCUUCUCCAACUAUAACAAAUAUAACACCUCAUAAACCACCUUUAAAUGGAAAUAAUAAUAUAAAUAAUACUCCAAAUAAAGAUAUAAAUAAAUCGCCCUCAACUGGCUUAAGAAAAUCAAAUAAUAGCACUCCAACUGUACAAUUAAAAUCAAGUGUUGAAAAAACCCCAACAAAAACUCCAUCUGUAUAUAAUAGUAAUAAUAUUAGUAAUAGUAAUAUUUCAAAUAGUUCAUCAAGUAGUUUCACUAAAUCACCAUCACCCAAAAAUUUAAAACAUAAUAGUAAUAGUAGCAGUAAUACAACAGGGGCAUUAAAAACAAGUGGAGGUAUGAAGAAACAUUCACCAAAACCAAAAUCAAAAGAACCAAGAGAAUCAUUAUCUGAAAAUCUCCAAAAUAUUUACAGAAAUGAUUGCACAAUCCAAUUACCAUUUUUAACAUUAAAUAAUAUAACAACAGAUUAUCUUGUUAGUACAGAAUAUAAAUAUAAUGAUUUUAAAUUAGCAUUAAGUGAUUUAUGUGCUGAUCAAAAUAUAAUAUCUUCAUCAAAAUUAUCAUUCAGUCCAUUUAUGGGUAAUUUAAUUAAAUCUCUUAGUUAUCAUAAAGAUAUUCAAGAAAACGAAUUAAUGACACCAAAAGAAUCAAUCCAAAAUACUAAAACUGUAAAUGAAAUAAGUUCAACUGUCAAAACUAUAUUUAGACUUUAA
This is a messenger RNA of Dictyostelium purpureum, 2124 nucleotides long. RefSeq lists its product as uncharacterized. The transcript has 4 exons. Bases 1 to 2124 code for a protein of 707 amino acids. Gene Ontology annotation, biological process: protein phosphorylation; intracellular signal transduction; regulation of MAPK cascade. Lineage: Eukaryota; Evosea; Eumycetozoa; Dictyosteliales; Dictyosteliaceae. The record is from RefSeq and is a predicted model, not a curated record. Gene Ontology annotation, molecular function: ATP binding; protein serine/threonine kinase activity. Gene Ontology annotation, cellular component: cytoplasm.